AAAAUCCCAGUCUCAUCUGUAGAGAUGGUAGAGCCAACGCGCAAAUUUGCGUCAUUGGAAGAUGAGCUGUGCUUCUGGAAGGACCAGGCAGAAAAACAUCAACAAAGGGCAGACGAGGUGCAAGAGGAGCUGCAGGAGUUUCAGCAAAUGAGUCGUGACUAUGAGGCUGAGCUGGAGUCAGAGUUGAAGCAGUGUGAAGGGCGAAACAAAGAUCUUCUCCUGGACAACAACAGACUGCGCAUGGAGCUAGAAAAUGUGAAGGAGAAAUUUGAGACUCAGCACUCAGAAGCUUCAAGGCACAUUUCUACACUGGAGGAGGAACUGCUGGAAACUAAAGCUAUGAGAGAUCAUCUGCAGAAAUACAUCAGGGAGCUAGAGCAGUCCAACGAUGACUUAGAAAGGACCAAAAGGGCAACUAUUAUGUCACUGGAAGACUUUGAACAGAGGAUGAACCACGUAAUUGAACGAAAUGCCUUCCUUGAAAGUGAGCUUGAUGAGAAGGAAAACCUGCUAGAGUCUGUUCAGCGACUUAAGGAUGAAGCUCGAGACCUUCGUCAAGAGUUGGCUGUACGGCAGGUAGAGAGACGACCGUCGAGCAGCUUAGGCAGAGACACUGAGCGAGAUCUGCAGUGCCCCUCUGGUAUUAACCCUUCCCUCCCUGCUACACCAGCUAAACCGAUUAGCUCGUUUGACACACCCCCUGCCUCAAGUAUCCGUAGAGGUGAUGGGCUAACAGGCACUCCCUUGACAACAUCUGCCCGGAUAUCUGCCCUAAAUAUUGUUGGAGAACUACUGAGAAAAGUUGGGAACUUGGAGUCCAAGUUGGCAUCUUGUCGAGACUUUGUGUAUGACACGUCCAUUAGCAGACCAGCUCUCCUCGCUGCUCCUGCCAGUCCUGCUGAUUUAGGAGGCUCUGAAAUCCAAGUAAGCAGUCCACCUCCGCAGUAUGACAGUGUAGUGAAGCAGUUAGAGUUUGGACCCGGUCCUCCACGAGGCCUCUCCCAAGGUGCCCAGUCGCCACAGGGAGGUGUGAAGAUCCUGCUAUGAGACAGACACCUGCCUCUGCAAUAAACUGUCCCCUUGAUCUUCUGACCUGCUCUACAAAAAUAUGCAGUGAUUAGAUUGACUUAUUUCUCUCGACACUGUGUGUCCCAUAGGAUUGAUCUGCUCCACAUAAUCUGUGCAUGGGCAACUACUGCCUGAAGCUCGUAUCACACAUAAAGUAAAGCAACUGCAGCUUAUUUGGUUUGGCUUCAUGGAGAGUCAUGUCCAAACCUUAGGUCUGUUUAAAUGCCCUGCCAUGUGGAGCAAAGUAGAGACCCUAAAUAGCUGUGAGAUUAGGCCAGUGCUUCUCAAUUAUUU
Messenger RNA from Periophthalmus magnuspinnatus, 1362 nucleotides. Its product is annotated as nuclear distribution protein nudE homolog 1-B-like. Gene Ontology annotation, biological process: establishment of mitotic spindle orientation; microtubule nucleation; mitotic centrosome separation. NCBI's taxonomy places the organism in Eukaryota, Metazoa, Chordata, Actinopteri, Gobiiformes, Gobiidae. The record is from RefSeq and is a predicted model, not a curated record. The transcript has 8 exons. Gene Ontology annotation, molecular function: microtubule binding. The coding region runs from base 25 to 1047 and encodes 340 amino acids. Gene Ontology annotation, cellular component: kinesin complex; centrosome; kinetochore.